AUGAGACUUGUGGGACUCUGUCUGCUCUCCGCCUUGUGGCUCCUGGGAAACAGCCAGGACCAACGUACUGGCCAGGAGUUGCUCCUUGCCAAGCUGACCCCUCCCCAGGACGAGAUGAAGGUCCAGGUCUUGGCCAAGGCCACUCACUAUGUGGUCAAAAACUUCAUUGCCAACAAGAUCAACACGAUGGUGAUCAGGCAGGACUGUAUGGAAUGUCCUGAUGAGUUACUUGACCGUCAAAGCACCAUAGUGGACCAUGUGCUGUCGAAUCUGGCGCCGAAUAUCAGCGUGGUGCUCCACAGCGGCGAUGACCAGGAGGAGACUUCCUGGGACUACACGCUCUUCGUGGUCAACUCCCAGCGAGAGUUCCUGUUUCUAAAAAUCAUCUUCCCGGACGAACUGGUGGAGCGGGAGUUCUAUUUCGUGGUGGUGGUGACACAGUUCCAGUCUCCUGACACCGUCGAGGCAACCGUCGGCAAGAUAAUCGUGGCCAGCCUGCGGUUUCCGGUGAUCAAUGUGGUGGUGGUGGUUCAGACCACCGAUGGCACUGUCGUCUUGUACGCCUACUCGCUCUUCACAACAAACUGCACCAUCGGCCUCACCCUCCUGGAGAUCAAUCAGUUCGAUCCGGUCACCGGAGAGCCUCUCCAGCCCAUGACCUAUCUGUAUCCUGUCCGACAGGGUCACCUGGGGAACUGUGUCCUCAAUGUUACUGCCAACCACAUGCCGCCGCACUUUAUUUACGAAAAGUGGACCGAGGAGCGUAACUCUUAUCCGGAAAACCAGGUGGUGGACCCCAAGGAUGUCUCCGGCAUUGACUGGGAGGUCCUGCAGCUGCUGUCCAAGGCCCUGAAGUUCAAAAUUCAACUGCUGCUGCCCAGCGAGCCGAGCCAGAUCUUCGGCGAGGGUAAUGUCACAGGAAGCUUUGCGCAGCUGGCCGACGGAAGUGCCCAGCUGGCAGUUGGUGGACUGAGCGGAUCGGACAAGCGAAGGUGGCUCUUUUCCAAGUCCACGGUCUACUAUCAGAGCCAGUUUGUGAUGGUCGUUCGUCGGGAUCGGUACUUGGGCCGCUUCGGACCCCUCAUGCUGCCCUUUCGGGGCAAGGUGUGGACCAUGAUUAUCCUGAUUUACGCCACCGCCUUUGUGGCCACCUUCGCCCUGAGCUCACGUUUGCGAUUGCGGUAUUCCUUGGAGAAUCUGUUUCUUAUGACUUUGGGGAAUCCCAUACCCAUGCACAGGUUGCCAGGAACAGGAUUCCUGCGGUAUCUGGUGGCCAGCUGGCUGCUGCUCACCUUGGUCCUGCGGGGCGCCUAUCAGGCCCGUCUCUUCGAUGUCCUGCGCAUGCAGCAGUACCGUCCCCUGCCCAAGGACGUCGCCGGCCUCAUUGAAGACAACUACACUCUGGUCUCGAACGGCUACCACGACUUCUAUCCGUUGCGGAUGACCCGCCGGAUGUCCGAGUCCUUCUCAGCCCGCUUCGACCGGGUCCAGCACGCCGCCCCUGGAGAGCGACUGACAUCCAUUGCGCUGGUCAGCAACCUGGCCUACUGGAACCACCGGCACCGCGACAUAACCCGUCUGACCUUCGUCCCCCAGCCGAUCUACACGUACCAGCUGGUCCUCUACUUCCCGCGUCGCUCCUUCCUCAAGCCGGCGGUGGACCGGAAGCUGAAGCAGCUCCUCGGCGCUGGGGUGAUAGCCCAGAUCGGGCGGAGGUACGUGAACUACCUCUGCGACAAGGACUUGGCCGGCAACCGGGAGCUCCUGCCGCGGAUCACCAAUAAGCUAAUGGGCGGUGUCUACCGCAUACACGCGUUGGUCAUUUUUCUGGCCACCGUGGUCUUUGGCCUGGAAAGGAUCUCCCACAGAUGGAGCUGGUUGACGCGCUUAAUGGAGUGGUUUCACAGGUAUUGA
Messenger RNA from Drosophila ananassae, 1914 nucleotides. RefSeq lists its product as uncharacterized. Bases 1 to 1914 code for a protein of 637 amino acids. The record is from RefSeq and is a predicted model, not a curated record. NCBI's taxonomy places the organism in Eukaryota, Metazoa, Arthropoda, Insecta, Diptera, Drosophilidae. The transcript has 4 exons.